Messenger RNA from Talaromyces proteolyticus, 1206 nucleotides. RefSeq names its product malate dehydrogenase, NAD-dependent. The record is from RefSeq and is a predicted model, not a curated record. NCBI's taxonomy places the organism in Eukaryota, Fungi, Ascomycota, Eurotiomycetes, Eurotiales, Trichocomaceae. Gene Ontology annotation, cellular component: cytoplasm; mitochondrion. Bases 62 to 1084 code for a protein of 340 amino acids. The transcript is spliced from 5 exons. Gene Ontology annotation, molecular function: L-malate dehydrogenase (NAD+) activity. Gene Ontology annotation, biological process: malate metabolic process; tricarboxylic acid cycle.
CUCUGUGCCUGUGUUUUGCAUCCUUUCAUAUCCCCCUCAAAAUACAAUUCCAUUCUUCAUCAUGUUCGCUGCUCGCCAGUCGUUCGGUCUCUUGCAGAAGCGGGCCUUCUCGGUCUCUGCUCGCCAGGCCUCCAAGGUCACCGUUCUCGGUGCCGCCGGUGGCAUUGGCCAGCCUUUGUCUCUGUUGAUGAAGCUUAACCCCCGUGUUACCACGCUUGCUUUGUACGAUAUCCGUGGCGGCCCUGGUGUCGCCGCUGAUCUCAGCCACAUCAACACCAACAGCACUGUCACUGGCUAUGACCCUACUCCUUCGGGUCUCAAGGAGGCCCUCGAAGGCGCUGAGGUUGUCCUUAUCCCCGCUGGUGUUCCCCGCAAGCCUGGCAUGACCCGUGAUGAUCUAUUCAACACCAAUGCCUCCAUUGUCCGUGACCUCGCCAAGGCUGCUGCCGAAGCUUCCCCCAACGCCAACAUCCUGGUCAUUUCCAACCCGGUCAACUCCACUGUCCCCAUUGUCGCCGAGGUCUUCAAGUCCAAGAACGUCUACAACCCCAAGCGUCUCUUCGGUGUUACCACCCUCGACGUCGUUCGCGCUUCUCGUUUCAUCUCCCAGGUCAAGAAGACCGACCCUGCCAACGAGGAGGUCCCAGUUGUUGGAGGUCACUCUGGUGUGACCAUCGUUCCUCUCCUCUCUCAGUCCAACCACGCCGACAUUGAGGGUGAGGCCCGUGAUGCUCUUGUCAACCGCAUCCAGUUCGGUGGUGACGAGGUCGUCAAGGCCAAGGACGGUGCUGGCUCUGCCACCCUCUCCAUGGCCUUCGCCGGUGCCCGCUUCGCCGAGUCUCUCCUCAAGGCUGCCCAGGGUGUCAAGGGUGUCAUUGAGCCUACCUUUGUUGACAGCCCUCUCUAUAAGGACCAGGGUGUUGACUUCUUCGCUUCCCGUGUCGAGCUCGGCCCCAAUGGUGUUGAGAAGAUCCUCCCCGUUGGCCAGGUUUCUGCUUAUGAGGAGAAGCUUCUCGAGGCCGCCCUUGGUGACUUGAAGAAGAACAUCGCGAAGGGUGUUGAGUUUGUCAAGGCCAACCCUUAAAUGCAAGUAAAUCAAUUGAAGCGUUGGUGUAAUGCAGAGGCUUAAUGCAUAGACCGUUUUCUAUCUGUUCUAUAUGUUUUGUAAAACCACUGAAAUAACGAGCUUUCUUUUGUUUGACUAAU